Molecule: messenger RNA, 617 nt
Organism: Adineta ricciae
Lineage: Eukaryota; Metazoa; Rotifera; Eurotatoria; Adinetida; Adinetidae
Source: the annotation of a GenBank genome assembly
AUAUUUGGAACGUGACGUUUCGAGGUAGUGGUGGUCACGGUGCUACACCACACUUUGCUACCGAUGUGACUGUGCUAGCAGCACAGUUUAUUCUCUCAUUGCAAACUAUUAUUAGUCGAAACGUCGCACCGAUCGAUCCUGCAGUGAUUAGUGUCGGUGCUAUUCAAAGUGGCGCUUUUGGUUCGUUAAAUGUCUUACCAUCAGAGGUUCGCAUCGGUGGUAUUGCACGUAGUUACACAAAAGAGGUUCGCGAUACAAUCGAGCAACGCUUGCGAGAAUUGGCACAGGGUCUUGCUGCCAGUUUUCGGUGCACUACUGACGUAGUGUUUAGACGAGGAAGACCUCCACUGAUUAAUGAUGCUCAAGCUACACAGAAAGCGAUCAAAGCAGCUGGAACUCUCGUGGGCGCUGAAAAUGUCGAUGGAAACGCAGCACCAAUCAUGAACUCAGAAGAUUUUGCUGAAUUUCUUCAGAGGAAACCAGGUGCAUUUAUUUUUAUGGGAAAUGGAAAUCAAAGUGGCGAACUUCAUUCACCAACUUACAACUUCAAUGAUGAGGCGACUAUUUUCGGAAUGGGAUAUUGGAUCAGUCUCGUGCAACAAGAACUCCACAAAUAA